CACACACAAACACAUUCACCACGUGCCUGCCUGUCUGUCUGGCUGUCUGUUUGCGGACGCUUAAGAAGAGGAGAGGGGACCACCAUCCACCAACGCCACUGCUGAAGCUUACAUCUGAAAAUUGCUACAAUGGACGCGGCAGAGUUUCGGCGCAGAGGGAAGGAGAUGGUGGACUAUGUGGCUGACUACCUGGAGAACAUAGAGCAGCGACCAGUCUACCCAGAUUUGGAACCAGGGUAUCUGCGCCCUUUGAUCCCAACUGAGGCCCCGGCAGAGCCUGAGACUUAUGAGGAGAUCAUGAAAGAUGUGGAGAGGGUCAUCAUGCCAGGGGUCACCCACUGGCACAGCCCGUACUUCUAUGCCUACUUUCCAGCUGCUUCCUCUUACCCUGCCAUGUUGGCCGACAUGCUGUGUACAGCCAUCGGCUGCAUUGGAUUCUCCUGGGCUGCCAGCCCGGCCUGUACAGAGCUGGAGACAGUGAUGUUGGACUGGCUGGGGAAGAUGCUGCAGCUGCCUGAGCAUUUUAUAGCUGGGACUCAUGGUCAUGGAGGAGGUGUCAUCCAGGGCACAGCCAGUGAGGCAACCCUGAUGUCAUUGCUUGCUGCUCGCUGUAAAGCAGUCCGACGGGUGCAGGCCUCCAACUCUGAACUACCUGAGGCUGAAAUCUUCUCCAAAUUGGUGGCAUACACCUCUGAGCAAGCUCACUCCUCAGUAGAGCGUGCUGCUCUGAUUGGAGGAGUGAUGAUGAGGAAGGUUCCCACUGACAACAGCUAUGCUGUCGGAGGUGACAUGCUGAGGAAGAUGGUGGAGGAGGACAAAGCAGCCGGACUCAUCCCUUUCUAUUUUUGUGCGACUCUUGGCACCACUCCAUCGUGCGCUUUUGAUCACAUCACCGAGCUGGGGCCCUUAUGUAACAAGGAAAAUAUGUGGAUGCAUAUUGAUGCAGCAUAUGCUGGCAGUGCAUUUAUCUGUCCUGAAUUUAGGCCUUUGCUGAAUGGCGUCGAGUAUGCAGACUCCUUCAACUUCAACCCACACAAAUGGCUUUUAGUUAACUUUGACUGCUCUGCAAUGUGGGUGAAGAAGAGAGCAGACAUUAUUGGAGCCUUCAAGUUCGAACCGCUCUACCUCAAACAUGAAAACCAGGAGUCAGGGCUGGUCACAGAUUACAGGCACUGGCAGAUUCCGCUGGGAAGACGAUUUCGCUCGCUGAAGUUGUGGUUCGUCUUCCGCAUGUAUGGGCUCAGCGGGCUGCAGGCUCAUAUACGCAAGCAAGUGGGCCUGGCCAAGGAGUUUGAGAGUCUGGUACGAGCAGACAAGAGGUUUGAGGUCUGUGCCGAGGUCAUCAUGGGACUGGUCUGCUUCAGGCUGAAGGGCUCCAAUGAGCUGAACCAGGACUUGCUGAAAAGGAUCACCAACAGCAGAGAGAUCCACCUCGUGCCUUGCCAGCUCUCCGGCCGCUUCGUCCUGCGCUUCGCCGUCUGCGCUCGCACCACAGAGUCACGUCACAUCCAACAAGCAUGGCGCCACAUCACACAGCUGACCUUUGAGCUACUGCAGGAGCCCAAUCAUUGACCAAAAGGCCACUCUGAUGCCGAAAUGAGGACCAAAGUUUGGGGGAAAAAAGCUUCGUGUUGCAGAUGUAAAAUGUCAUAAAGGGAAUGAACAGUGAUUUAGCAGCUCACUUAAUGAUCAGGUGUGUUACUGUCUGCAGCCAUUUUAUUCAGUCUAGUAAGCAAUGGUCAUUGUUUUGUUGAUUUUUUUUAAAUUUUGCAAAUCAGUGUAAAUGAAAACAGCUUUUGCGUCGAUGAAAUGUGCAUAAGAGGAAAGAACGCAAGGUUCCAGAUAUUGCAUUUUCUAUCUGCAACUUCUCCCUCCAUUAACUUUUAUCUCUCACUGUUUAAUGAGUAUUUUAUUGUCCUCCUCAUAAUGCACUCCUCCCCACGCAGCCCUGUCUUCACUGCCUAUGCCGCUUCUGUGUCUUCUAUGUGUAAACUGUUGUUCGGGCUGAAUUCUCUGAGUUCCAUGAUGAAUGUAUUGCACAUUGUGUGUGUGUGUGUGUGUGUGUGUGCGUGUGUGUGUGUGUGUGUGUGUGUGCGUAAACUGAUUUUUGAGUCCAUGUGUGUCUGCAAUUUUCUGUAGGCGCUCAAACAGAAAAAGCUUUUUUAUGUCUAUGUUUGUGAGAGGCUUUAAUAAAAGGAAAUGAACUGGUUGAGACAGAUAAAUUCAUAGUUUGGCUAUAUAUUGUAUGGAAAGCUUCAUGAAUGCACGUGAGGCAAAAAAAAAACAAACCCUUUUUUAAGUGCAUUCAUUUAUUUCUGACCUCAUUAGCAAAACUUGAUUUGUCUAAUAUAUACUGAAAGAGAAUUGCCUAUCAUUGUUUACAAUUUCUUUCUUUUCUUUUUUUUUUUCAAACCAGAAUUUUUUUUAAUCAUAUAGUCUUUUGCACAGAUGGUCAGUAUCCCCUAAAGCUGUAGCACGAGACAAUCGCUCCUCCACUGAGAUGAGAAUGACUCAUGUGAGUUUUGGGGCACACGGGAUGCAUAUUUGUCUCUUAUUACCAAUUUAUUUGUGACACAUUUGACAUAAUCAUCUUACACUGUGUUGUAUCUUUCUGUGUUCAGACCAAAAAUGAAUUAUCAAAAUGUUAAACUUUAAAAGAAUAGUGUAUGUAUGGACAACACAUAGAAUAUUCACUGUGAUUUUGUGCCUAUGGAGCCAGGGCUAUCAGAAGAACCACAUUACUGUCUCAUCGUAUUUGUUUGAAGAUUUCAGAUAAAUUCUGAACGGGACCAGUAUCCUUCCUUCUGUCCACAUCCACAGUUUAUCUUGUUGCUAUCAUUUGUAAAUUGGCGAGCCCUCACAUUUGUCUGCCAGGAGAAAUGUAAAUUUGUUAUGUAACCUCACAAAACCUUGUUGUUAAUUCAAAUGGUCAUGUCAAAGUUGGCUUAGCGAGAUGUUUUUUCUCUUUGGCUUGGCUGUGUGCUGCAUGCAAUGGUGUGGGUUUGUUUCAAUAAAAUUUACUGUAGUCUGCA
Acanthopagrus latus (yellowfin seabream) is the source of this 3032-nucleotide messenger RNA. It is a transcript of the gene ddc, whose product is annotated as dopa decarboxylase. The coding region runs from base 130 to 1572 and encodes 480 amino acids. The record is from RefSeq and is a predicted model, not a curated record. The transcript has 14 exons. Lineage: Eukaryota; Metazoa; Chordata; Actinopteri; Spariformes; Sparidae. Gene Ontology annotation, molecular function: pyridoxal phosphate binding; aromatic-L-amino-acid decarboxylase activity. Gene Ontology annotation, biological process: serotonin biosynthetic process; catecholamine metabolic process; amino acid metabolic process.